Molecule: messenger RNA, 2845 nt
Organism: Aspergillus saccharolyticus JOP 1030-1
Lineage: Eukaryota; Fungi; Ascomycota; Eurotiomycetes; Eurotiales; Aspergillaceae
Product: diacylglycerol acyltransferase family
Exons: 4
Biological process (GO): triglyceride biosynthetic process
Cellular component (GO): endoplasmic reticulum membrane
Molecular function (GO): diacylglycerol O-acyltransferase activity; UDP-glycosyltransferase activity
Source: RefSeq, a predicted model, not a curated record
CUUCACCUCCCCUGAUAGUCCGGCCUUGGCCUGAAUUUAAAUGGAUUGACUGGGUUUGAAUGAGUCUGGAUGAUGAGACGGAAAAUUGCAUUCAUCCAUUCCCUUUUUCUGGGGAAGAUCUCCUCAAACGUCCAGGGAUCCGGAGAUAGACUGAAAUUCCAUCCAUCAUCGGACUAUCAUAUUUCAAAAAUCAGCUCAGACUUAUCAUCCGGCUUAUGCUUACUACCCUCUCUACCCCUCUUCUUCUUCUUCAUCUUAUUCUUCUUCUCCCCUGCAUCAUGACAUCCCCUUCCCAUCCCUUGAAACAAAGAGCAUUCCUCCUCGUUGUCAACCUUGCGUCCAAGCCAUGCACCUCCUUGAUUGACACUCCCCAUAUAAGUCUUCUUCCCCCGGUGCACUCCGUCUCUGGCUAGAACGUGUUGUCCCCCAUAUUUGCUGCUGCACAUGCAGUGAGGACCCACGCACGCACAUACGGCUACCCAUCAUGAAGAAGUCCCGAUCCACCAGAAAGCAAGCGCCGGUUCUGCGACGGCGCAGCACGCGCAAGAAGACCCCAUCACUUCCAUCACAACGACCCCGCGUGCUUUUCCUUGCCAACAGUGAACAUGGCCAGACCAACCUCGUUCUUGCGUUGUCCCAGGAGUUGCUGGUGCGCGGGGACACCGAGGUGCACAUCGCCUCCUUUCCGAUCCUGAAACCGCGCAUUGAGAAGCUGCUUACCGACAACAACCUGGACAGCGACGGCGUCCGAUCAAGGCUCCAUUUCCACCCGAUCCAAGGGCCUUCGCUGAGUCAAGCCUUCGCACGCACCGGAAAGCGGACGAUCUGCCAUCCUCCCGGCUAUGAAGGUGCAUUGAAAGGGUUUAAAUCUCUGUUCGAGGAGAUCUGGGCCUGGAACGAGGCGGAGUAUCUCCAGGUGUAUGACAGCUGUCUCGAGAUAGUGCACGCGGUAGAUCCCACCGUCGUCCUUGUCGACUGCUUCUUUCCCCAAGGACGCGAUGCCUCGUACAACGCGGGCCACCAGGCGAUUGUGCUCUAUACGACCUCGGUGGCGCACGUGGUGUACGGACUGCAGCCUUACGGUGCAUGGGCGUGGAAAUUUCCCCUGCCCGGGACGGACUUCCCCUACCCACUUCCGUGGAGCCUGGUUGCGUCCAACGUUAGGGCCGCCAUGGGGGUCGCCAAGAUGUACCGUCGCAGCAGACGGCAACGACAGAUCCGCGAGUGGAGGAAACGGCAUGGCAUCCAGGGCCGGUUCCCCUUUGCGGAUUCGUGGCGACCUGAUCGGUUCCAUCUGGCUCCGGGCUUGAAAGAGCUGGACUGGCCGUUGGAGAUUCCCGACAAUGUGCUUCCUUGCGGCCCCAUUUUGUUGCCCGUUGCCCCGGUCAAGACACAGGACCCGGAGUUGCAUCGGUGGCUGCAUCAAGCACCGACGAUCUUGAUCAACCUGGGGACCCUGUAUGCUCCGGACCCAGCAAUGGCCCGGAACAUCGCUUCGGGGGUGAGGAUGUUUCUGGAUUCGCGAACGGACAAAUUCCAGGUGCUGUGGAAGCUCCCAAAACAUGCCCAGGAUUGUGCGCAUGUAUUUGAGGAGGCAGAGGAGCUGCUCGCUGCUGAGAUCCGAGAGGACCGGGUGCGCAUCCAGCCGUGGUUCCGGGUGGAGCCGUUGGCGAUGCUGCAGACGGGGCAGGUCGUCUGCUCCGUACACCAUGGUGGCGCGAAUUCAUGGUACGAGGCGAUACAGUCUGGCAUCCCCCACGUCGUUCUUCCUGGUUGGCAAGACUGCUACGAGAAUGCUGUGCGGACAGAGUGGCUGAAAAUCGGAGUAUACGCGAACAAAACCGCUGCUCCGAGAGUCGACGGGGACGAGUUUGGCCGGGCCCUCAUCAAGGUGGUUGGCAAUGCCGCAAUGCAGGCCAAGGCCGAAGAGUUGUCUGCACUCUGCCGCAAGAGCGAAGGACGGGUGGUCGGCGCUGCGAAGAUUGCAGAGUUGGCGCACCAUCCGGAGAGAAUGGCGCUGCCAAUCCCCGAAGUGAACCAGCACCCCAAGGACACGCUGCGCACGGUCAAGAACAAGGUUGGAGGCGUUCUGGAGACUGUCAAUCGCCCUCAUCUGGACCACUACGCAACCUCAAAAGUCCAUACCCUGAUCAGCACAGUGUUCGUUACCCUUACCACCAACACCUCCCUCUUCCUUCCUAUCCUCGGCUACGCCCUUCUACUCCUCGUCCUCCUCCCAUCCCUGCCCAUCCCCUUCUUCAUCCGCAUCAUCUACCCACUCUACGUCCUGGUCAUCACCUACUUCCCUCCCACCUCGCUCCCCUCCUGGCCAUCCGCCUCAUCCACCCUCCGGAACUCCCCCCUCUGGUCUUUCUACACCAGCUACUUCCCCCUCCGCCUCUACCGCAGCACCCCCUUAUCCCCAUACCAGAAGUACAUCUUCGGCUACCACCCACACGGCAUCGCCAUCCGCGGCGCCAUCGGCGCCCUCGCCGCCAAGGGCGCCGGCUUCGACACUCUCUUCCCAGGCCUCAACCACACGCUGCUGGUAUCCGACAAGUGCCUCCGCGCCCCGCUGCUGCGCGAGUACGCCCUCGCCCUGGGGCUGGGCAGCGUCAGCCGCACCUCGUGCGCGAGGUUACUGUCGUCCGGCGGCCACGACGGCCACGGCCUCGGCCAGGCGGUCACCAUCUGCGUCGGCGGCGACCGCGAGGCGCGCAUCGCCCGCCCCGGCCGCAUGGACCUGGUCUUGGGGAUCCGGAGGGGGUUUAUCCGCGUUGCGAUCGAGAUGGGCGCGAACUUGGUGCCGGUGGUCGCGUUCGGCGAGAAUGAGGUGUUUGAUGUG